Molecule: messenger RNA, 3043 nt
Organism: Cinara cedri
Lineage: Eukaryota; Metazoa; Arthropoda; Insecta; Hemiptera; Aphididae
Source: the annotation of a GenBank genome assembly
AUGUCCUACCAAGACAGCAUUUUAAUGUUUAAAACAAUUUUAAAGAAAACUGUUGAUGGUACGUAUUCAAUAAACGCUAAAGAUGUUGUCAACUUAGAAAAAACGUUACAAUCAGCUUAUACCGCUAUGAACAAAUCCGAAAUAGAAAACAAAAGACUGAAAUCCCAAAGUACAAUUUUAGAAACUGAAUGCGAUGCGCUUCGGGUGAUAUUAAAUGAAACAAUAAGCAAUCUUUGUUUAGAAUUUGAUCGUAGAGUCGAAAAAUUUAGUUACAUCCAGGAAGAAAAAAAUAAGUUAAAGCAUAUAUUUGAUAACCAAUUAUUGAAAAUACAAGAGGAAUCUUCAAAUCGUUAUAAUGAAGUUAUAAAUGCCGUAAACAAAUUAAAAGAAGAAAUUAUAGUAAAGAAUACAACAAUAUCUGAUUUGACGAAUGAUAUUUAUUUGGCUAAUGCAAAAACCAAUGAAAAAUAUGCCAACGAACAAAUAGUUCAAAAGAAAUUGUCUAUCGACUUAACAAAUAUAAACAAUGAAUUAUACGAGGGCAAAUGUUUAAUAUCCGGACACAUCAGUCAAAUGGAAGGACAAUCUGACAUUGAUAUAAAAAACUAUCGACUAUCCGAGUUAAUCGGUAUGUUUACUACAUCGUUCAUAAAACUCAAAGAUAAUGAAAAAAAUAAAACAAUAAAUGGAUAUAAUAUUAUUAUGGACAAUUUACGUAAAGAAAACGAACAUUUUAAAAUCUCCAUAGAGAAAUACAAACACCAAUUGUUAAACGAAGCAAAACAAUGUGUCGAACAAAAACAAAACGAAUUAUCAUUGAAGAAUAAAUACGAACAAGCAACUGCUAAAAUAGAAAAACUAACUUGUAAGACUAUAUCGUUAAUAUUUAUUGGUAUAUUUUAAUAAUUCAUAAUGUUUUAGAUUCUAAGCAAAGCGAGGAAUGUAUUGGUUUUACUAUGUGUACGAAUUUUUGGGUAGAACACGAUUCCACACGUUCAUUGUUGUUCGAUAUUACAUUUUUUUCGAUCUUUUUUUUCUACCCGACUUCGUAUUGUAUUCGAAUGCGACGUUUCCAUAUUAGGAAUACGAUUCCGUACGGUUUUUUGUUUUUCUUGUAACACGAUUCCGUGAUUUCUACAUUUAUUUAACUUUUUACCACGACAUUCCAAGUUCAAAUUAAUUAAAAACAAGUUAAGAUAGGUCUUUUGAUAAAGAUAACAGUACACAUUAAAUUACACGAGUCUAUAUGAUUUGAUUAAUAUUUGUUAUGAUAAGGGUACCUAAUAAGUAACAUUAUAACGAUAAUUUCAUAAUAACGAGAUUAUUUUCAUAAAUGACCCACAACAGUCAAUAACUGUUGAUAAAUAUACCAGUAUAAUCAGUUAAGUCAAAACUGUUAAAACGCCGCGCGUGGAUACAGUUCAAUGAUAAGUUACAUUAACUUCGAGUGCUAUUCUAUUCUUUAUAUUUUUACGGUGUUAAAAUGUAUAUAGUUAUAAUAGCUAGGAAUGGAGAAUCAAUCAGAGAUAAUAAAAUCUGAAAAGAGCAACGCAUACAAAACGUUGUACAACAUUUUAAUAAUUAUAAAAUAUCUAAUUUCUAUUAGCCUUAUGUACCGAGGGAAAAAAAUUAUAUUAAAUUGUAUAUUAUUUUACAUUAUUUCUUUUUCGUAAUAAACGUAGAACCAUACCGUUUAUAAUAAAUUUGGCAACGUUGCACCAAAUUUGUAUUGUAUUUCAAUAAACAAUAAAUUAUUCAUGCGAAAUUGUGUUAAAAAAAAAAAAUUGUACAGAAUCGUGUUCAAAAAAAAAGCGUGCGAAAUCGUCCUCCCGAAUUUGUCUACCUGUGAAACACUUUUUUACUAGAAAUCUUGCUUUAGUCGAAAAAUGACCUAUUUGAAGCAUUUUCAAUGUUGUUGAUCCCUUUGAAGAGGUUAUUUUUUGAAUUUAAUUUAAAUUUAAUUUAAUAGGAGGUUCAUUAAAAGUCUUACAUUGUGGUAAAAAAAAAGUUGAGUUAAUGUAGUAUUUUUUUUUAUUGGGGAAUUUAAUUAACGAAUUUUGACGAAAAUCAUUUAAGUAAAAAAUUAUGUGGAACAAAUAUAAUUUUUCAAUUUUUUAUUUUGAACAUAUGUAUAUUGUCGAUUUAAGAGUGAUGAUGAAGUCAGAAUUAAGUUCAACUGACUAAGUUUCGAAAUCAUAGCUUUUUGAAUUUCUGCUACUAAGCGGAUAUUAUAUGUUAAAAAACUCUAUAUUGUUUUUCUUAAAGAUUAUUUGUCUUGAUCUAAUGGCUAUAUAUGUCCAUUAUCAUUCUAGAGGUUUUGGGUUAUAAAACAUAUUUUGCAUUUUUUUUUCCUUUUACUGAAAUAAGAAAAAACAAAUGCAGUAUGAGUGUACCUAGAGACCUAAGCCAUCGCUCGCUCGAACUAUAUUAAUCACAAAAUACCCCUCGAUUUUUUGUGCAAACUUUUCCAUCAGAAAUCUUGCUCUGAUGUAUCAAGUGUAGCUUAUUUUCUGAAAAGAAAUUUUAUCUCCAUGGUUAUUUGAAAAGGUUAUUUUUGAAUUUUUCCAAUUUUCUCAAUAAAUGCGAAAAAUCAAGAAAUACUGAGAAAAAACUGGAAAAUCAGUACAAUAUUAAACAAAUAUUAUAAAGAAAAUAUUUAAUGCCUAUUUAAUUAUUCGAUCAUAUUAUGACAUAUAUAUUGUUGAUAAAACAUCACUAUCAACUGAACUUUGCUCAGAAUCCUUUUUCAUUAGUAAUGGUUUAUCGUUGUGUAUACAGAUAUGAAUAUAAUUGCUUCUAUAUUACUGACUUCCACAACAGUGGCACGCCUAUAUCCUGCAGUAUCGAUUCUAUUUUAAAAUAAAUUCAUUGUAUUUCAGACAAAAUGAUUAAUCUGAACAAUCAAAAUAGACAGUUAGAGGACAGCUUAAAAGAGAAAUCGUCGCAAAUGAGUUCGUUUGAACAAAUCACCAACAUAAAGUUUACAGAAUGUGCUAACAUUAUAACAAAAUUGUCUAAAUCUAUUGAUCGUAUACCAUUAUAA